Messenger RNA from Orycteropus afer afer, 2673 nucleotides. The record is from RefSeq and is a predicted model, not a curated record. Lineage: Eukaryota; Metazoa; Chordata; Mammalia; Tubulidentata; Orycteropodidae.
AUGGAAGCAGCUGAAAAAGAAGAAAUAAGUGUUGAAGAUGAGGCUGUGGAUAAAAAGAUUUUCAAAGACUGCAGUAAGAUUGCUUUCUACAGGCGUCAGAAACAACAGCUCUCCAAGAAGUCCACCUAUCGAGCAUUACUAGACACAGUCGCAACAGGCAAAGACAGCACCAGCUUCCAAAUCAUCAAUGAAGCAACUAAGAUUCCCCUGAAGGCUGAAGUUUAUGGUCUAGAGGGAAACAUUUUCAGACUUAAAAUCAAUGAAGAGGCUCCCCUGAAGCCCAGGUAUGAAGUUCCUGAUGUCCUCACAAGCACACCAAGCACUAUAAGGUUGGUUUCGAGCUCAGAGGAUACAAACAAUCUAGUGUUGACAGAUAGAAAAGGAGAUCUGAAGUUUCAUAUUACUGCAGACCCAUUCAAGGUAGACUUGGUGUCUGAAGAUGUUGUGAUGAGCAUAAACUCUGUGGGCCAGUUAUACUUUGAGCAUUUACAGAUCCCUCCAAAACAAAGAACUACCAAAGAAAAUGAGGAUGAUGCAUCAGUGGACCCCUCUCAGGAAAAUCAAGAUGAUAUGGGCCUAUGGAAGGAGAAAUUCAGAAAUUUUGUAGAUAUCAAAACUAAUGGUCCUGCCUCCAUUGGUUUGGAUUUCUCCUUGCAUGGAUUUGAGCAUCUCUACGGGAUCCCACAACAUGCAGAAUCACACCAACUGAAAAAUACUGGUGAUGGAGAUGCUUACCGUCUUUAUAACCUGGAUGUCUAUGGAUAUAAGAUACAUAACAAAAUGGGUAUUUAUGGUUCAGUGCCCUAUCUUCUGGCACACAAACUGGGCAGAACUCUAGGCAUUUUCUGGCUGAAUGCCUCAGAAACACUAGUGGAGGUCAAUACAGAGCCUCCAGUAGAGCUUUUCAUUCCAUUCCUUCCCCAUUACACACUGACCCAGAUGGGCUUAGGUGAUGCUCAAAGAAAGGUCAGAUCUCGAACUGAUGUGCACUGGAUGUCAGAGAGUGGAGUCAUUGAUGUCUUUCUGCUGACAGGACCUACACCUUUUGAUGUCUUCAAGCAAUACUCAUAUCUUACAGGUACACAAGCCAUGCCCCCUCUGUUCUCCCUGGGGUACCAUCAGUGCCGCUGGAACUAUGAGGAUGAGCAGGAUGUAAGAGCAGUGGAUGCAGGAUUUGAUAAACAUGACAUUCCUUACGACGUCAUGUGGCUGGACAUAGAGCAUACUAAGGGCAAGAGGUACUUCACCUGGGACAAGAAAAGAUUCCCAAACCCCAGAAGGAUGCAGGAGAUGCUCAGGAGCAAAAAACGUAAGCUUGUGGUCAUCAGUGACCCCCACAUCAAGGUUGAUCCCAACUACUCAGUGUAUGCUAAGGCCAAAGAACAGGGCUUCUUUGUGAAGAAUCAUGAAGGGGGAGACUUUGAAGGGAUAUGCUGGCCUGGUCUCUCCUCUUACCUGGAUUUCACCAAUCCCAAGGUCAGAGAAUGGUAUUCUGGUCUUUUUGCUUUCCCUGUUUACCAGGGAUCUACUGACAUCCUUUUCAUAUGGAAUGACAUGAAUGAGCCCUCCGUCUUUAGAGGACCAGAGCUAACUAUGCAGAAGAAUGCCAUCCAUCAUGGCAAUUGGGAGCACAGAGAACUUCACAACAUCUAUGGUUUUUAUCAGCAAAUGGCUACUGCAGAAGGAUUGAUAAAGCGGUCAAAAGGAAGGGAGAGGCCCUUUGUUCUUACACGUUCUUUCUUUGCUGGAUCACAAAAGUAUGGUGCUGUGUGGACUGGCGACAACACAUCAGACUGGAGCUACCUGAAAAUUUCCAUCCCUAUGUUACUCACUCUCAGCAUUACUGGGAUCUCUUUUUGUGGAGCUGAUGUAGGCGGGUUCAUUGGGAAUCCAGAAGCAGAGCUGCUUGUGCGUUGGUACCAGGCCGGAGCCUAUCAGCCAUUCUUCCGGGGCCAUGCCACCAAAAAAACCAAGCGGCGAGAACCCUGGCUCUUCGGGAAGAGACACACCCAGCUGAUCCGAGAAGCCAUCAGAGAGCGCUAUGCCCUCCUGCCCUAUUGGUAUUCUCUGUUCUACCAUGCACACGUGGCUGCCGAACCCAUCAUGAGGCCUCUGUGGGUAGAAUUCCCUAAUGACUUAGAGACUUUUAGUAUGGAAGAUGAAUACAUGCUGGGAAGUGCUUUAUUGGUUCAUCCAGUCACAGAACCAAAAGCCACAAUGGUUGAUGUGUUUCUGCCAGGAUCAGAUGAGGUCUGGUAUGACUCUAAGACAUUUGCUCAUUGGGAAGGCGCACGCAGUGUGAAGAUCCCAGUAGCCUUGGACACUAUACCAGUGUUUCAGCGAGGUGGAAGUGUGGUACCAGUAAAGACAACAACAGGAAAGUCCACAGGCUGGAUGACUAACUCCCCCUAUGGACUCCGGGUAGCUCUAAGCUCUAAGGGUUCUGCAGUUGGUGAUUUAUAUCUUGAUGAUGGACAUUCAUUCCAGUACUUCCACCAGAAACAGUUCUUGCACAGAAAGUUUUCCUUCUGUUCAGGUGUUUUGAUUAACAGCAAUUCAUUAAAUGGGAAAGAUCAGCUUGUGGCUUUUACAUAUAGUGCAGAAACCUCCACCCUGAGCCUGGAGAAGCUCUCAUUGAACAUCACUGCUAAUUGGGAGGUCCACAUCAAAUGA